Sander lucioperca (pikeperch) is the source of this 3460-nucleotide messenger RNA. Its product is annotated as NEDD4-like E3 ubiquitin-protein ligase WWP1. NCBI's taxonomy places the organism in Eukaryota, Metazoa, Chordata, Actinopteri, Perciformes, Percidae. Gene Ontology annotation, biological process: ubiquitin-dependent protein catabolic process. The transcript is spliced from 25 exons. Gene Ontology annotation, molecular function: ubiquitin protein ligase activity; protein binding. The record is from RefSeq and is a predicted model, not a curated record. Bases 346 to 3243 code for a protein of 965 amino acids.
UAGUGAGGUUGUGCAAUAACAACAUUAUACUACACAUUAUGUAUUGACUUAGAUGGUUAACUCUUGUGUCUCGUGUUAUUACACAACAAUAUUUGGGGUGGCGCGCCUGUCGCCCGAGUGUUUUGCUGCUCGGAGGUUUCUGCACAGAGAUGGCAAGAGGACCGUAGCAGACUGUGGGGCCUAUACGGUUGGUCAUUUUACCGACAACCGUAACGUUAGAACAGCAGAGACGCAGCGACUAGGAAAAGAGUGGAACAACGGACAAGAGGAACCAUGGGACACGGAGUGGGCUGAACCAGCGGGUCUAGCAGCACACACCAAUUGUUUCCCACUGUGGUGUAUGACAUGGCCACGGCCUCAUCUAGAGCAGAGUCUAGCCAUAACCACAGGGGAACUUCACAGCUCCAUGCCAUUGUUUCCUGUGCCAAAAUCAAGAGGAAGAAGAGCCUGUUUGGGGCUGCCAUUUAUGUGGAGGUGACAGCGGAGGGGGAGUCGCGCCGCACAGCGAAGUCUCACAGCUCCUCCAGUCCUAAAUGGGAUGAAAGGCUCACUCUGAAUGUAACACGGCACACACAGGUGGAUUUCAAAGUAUGGAGUCACCAUACCCUGAAGGCAGACGCUCUGCUGGGCAAAGCCACGCUGGACCUAUGUCAAGCCUUGGAGCAGCAUGACAGAAAAUUGGAGAAUGUGAAGGAGGUUCUCAAACUGAGCGUGGAGCAGAAGGGAGCUCUGGUUCCCACUGGGGAGCUGACUGUCUACCUAGAUGGCCUGACUGUCGCUGACCAGGAGGAACUGGCACCGCUUACCAACGGCAAUGCGGCAAAUGGCACCAAAGUCCAACAGAAUGGCGAUGCCAUCCAUGAAAAUGGCGACUCGUCUUCUUCUUCCUCAAGGGCUGCCAACAGCACAGUGAAUUGUACAGACUUGGUCCCAAGGUCAAGUUCCUAUUCGGUCUCCAAUGGUGUGGAUAGUCCGGUGCCAUCCAGCUCCUGCAGCCCUGCCCUUGGUCAUGUCGUCAAUGGAGACGCCACACCCAACUCCACCCCAGUCCACCAACCCUCAGACAGUGACACAGAGAGUAGGACGGUCAAUGGUGAGUCCUGUGAUGCUGCUCUCAGGCCAUCGUCUGCUACAACAGGUGAUGUGCUGCCCCCUGCAGAUGACCACGAGGACUGCAAUCAAGACGCCGCCCUGCCAGACCCUGAAACAGCCCCAGAUAGUGUAUCUCAAACCCUGCCAACCUCCACACAGGUUCCAUCCUCCUCUUCUGCUGCUAAGCCUAUUGAUGGCACUGCUGCUGAUUCCUCCACAUUCACCUCCCCAGCACAGGGAGCCCCCACCAUCACAACCUCCUCAUCAUCGUCCUCUUCCCCCCCAGCAAUGGGAGAAGCGAAUGCUUCAGGAGGUGGCGGUGGUAGUAGCUGUAGUAGCAGUGCAACUGUAACUACAGAUGAGGCCAAGCCCAGGCAGCAGGCCCCCAAUGCUGGAGCCUCAGAUCCUCUGCCACCAGGGUGGGAGCAGAGGAAAGACCCGCAUGGGAGAACUUAUUAUGUAGACCACAACACCAGAACUACGACCUGGGAAAGGCCACAGCCACUACCACCAGGAUGGGAGCGCCGAGUGGAUGACCGGGGCAGGAUCUAUUAUGUGGACCACAACACCCGCACUACCACAUGGCAGCGUCCCACUAUGGAAUCGGUCCGCAAUUUUGAGCAGUGGCAGAGCCAGCGCAGCCAGCUGCAGGGAGCUAUGCACCAGUUUAACCAGAGAUACCUCUACUCUGCAUCCAUGAUGUCUGCUGAGAAUGAUCCUCUUGGCCCGCUGCCUCCUGGAUGGGAGAGGCGGGUGGACUCCAAUGACAGAGUGUACUUUGUCAACCAUAACACCAAGACAACACAGUGGGAAGACCCCCGAACCCAAGGGCUACAGAAUGAGGACCCUCUUCCUGAAGGUUGGGAGAUCCGAUACACAAGGGAAGGGGUUCGAUACUUUGUGGAUCACAACACCCGAACAACCACUUUCAGCGACCCCCGCACUGGAAAGUCCUCUGUCACCAAAGGCCCUCAGAUUGCUUAUGAGCGCAGCUUUCGAUGGAAGCUUGCCCAUUUUCGCUACUUGUGCCAGUCCAAUGCUCUCCCUAGCCAUGUGAAGAUCACCGUCUCCAGACAGACGUUGUUUGAAGACUCUUUCCAGCAAGUAAGAGGGUUCUUCAACCACUGUCUGAUUAUGGCCCUGAAGCCUUACGACUUGAGGAGGAGACUCUAUGUUAUCUUCAGAGGCGAGGAGGGUCUAGACUAUGGUGGAUUAGCCCGAGAGUGGUUCUUCUUGUUGUCCCAUGAAGUGCUGAACCCCAUGUACUGUCUGUUUGAGUAUGCCGGAAAGAGCAACUACUGUCUGCAGAUCAAUCCGGCCUCCGCUAUCAACCCGGACCACCUCUCCUACUUCUGCUUCAUAGGCCGCUUCAUUGCAAUGGCACUUUUCCACGGCAAGUUCAUCGACACAGGCUUCUCUCUGCCUUUCUACAAACGCAUGCUGAACAAGAAGCUAAUACUCAAAGACCUGGAGUCCAUCGACCCGGAGUUCUACAACUCACUUAUAUGGAUCAGGGACAACAACAUUGAAGAGUGUGGUCUGGAGAUGUACUUCUCAGUGGACAUGGAGAUCCUGGGAAAGAUCACUUCUCAUGACCUCAAACCUGAUGGCGUCAAUGUUCUAGUUACUGAGGAGAACAAGGAGGAAUAUAUCGGUCUAAUGGCAGAGUGGAGGUUCUCCCGCGGGGUGGAAGGUCAGACCAAAGCUUUCCUGGACGGCUUCAACGAGGUGGUCCCACUUCAGUGGCUCCAGUACUUUGAUGAAAAGGAGCUCGAGGUGAUGCUGUGUGGCAUGCAGGAAGUAGAUCUUCAAGACUGGCAGAGGAACACCGUGUACCGUCACUACACAAGGAACAGCAAACAGAUCAUCUGGUUCUGGCAGCUGGUGAAAGAAGUGGACAACGAAGUGCGACUGCGGCUCAUGCAGUUUGUCACUGGAACCUGCAGGCUUCCUCUGGGCGGCUUCGCUGAACUCAUGGGAAGUAACGGGCCCCAGAAGUUCUGCAUUGAGAAGGUGGGGAAGGACACAUGGCUUCCUCGGAGCCACACUUGUUUCAACCGUCUUGACUUGCCUCCUUACAAGAGCUUCGAACAGCUAAAAGAGAAGCUGCUCUUUGCCAUCGAGGAAACCGAAGGAUUUGGCCAAGAAUGAAGGGAGGAGUCCUCGUAUUUCUCUCCCUCCCCAAGUAAAACAAACUAAAAAAGAAUUGCACAAGAUAACCACCAAUGUAUAUAAGCUAUUUUGUCAUUUAAAACCAAAUCUUAAUUUGCAGCAUCAUUUUUGCCGCAAUCCUGUUCUCCAGCCCUUAAAUAUUAUAUGAUACCCCAUCAUGAAAUAUGCAAGCAUUUCAGCAUUUUUGCUCCUGUUU